AUAGGACAAUCUCGCCACUUCUCUAACUUCCCCACUCUUCUCUGAACUCUGAACUCAAUAAUAAUAGUUAAAAAGAAAAAAAAAAAAACAAUACACUAUUCUACAAUUUCUGGGUGUGUAAGAACAAGACUUUCAGGAAGAGAAAGAAAGGAAGAGAGAGGGAGAUCGAAUCGAUCGAUUUCUCUUUUCCUUCUUCUUUCUUCUUUCUUCUUCUCUUUCGUAUCGGAGUUUACUAGAAAGCUGAAAUGGCGGACGAGCCUUCCCUCACUCGCUGGACUUUUCAGUUUGGGAGGAAGAAAGCUCCUGAUACCAAGGAGGGGGAUGAUCACAAUGGAGUGGUGUCUAAUGGGUCUAAUGGCAACUAUUCAAAUGGUACUGCCGAAAGGAACAGCCAUGGCAAGGCAAAAUCUGAUUUGGCCAUUUACGAGCAGUUUCAAAGCCAGGUACAUGUUAUUUUAUGGCUCUUACAGAUCUUUAUAUAUCCUUGAAAUCUAGUUAAUAUUGCUGAAAUACCUGAUCUUUUAGGGUACUGGGAGCUUGGCAAACAAUAAUGGAGUAUCAUCUGCUGGAAUUGAUGCCCCGUAUGUUUUAGUACUGAUAUGAUGUGCUCGAAGUUCUGUUUUCCUUUAUUGUGUAGAGUGACUGUGGGAGAGCUAAAAUGAGAAAAUUUUGAUUGUAAAAUGUAUGAUCCCUCGGUUCAUUUGAAUUUUAGAUCAGGUCAAAACCCUCAUCAUUGCCACCCAACAGAUCUCAUUAGGGGUGUACUUUUGUCGUUUCCCCCUUUUCAACCGUUUAACCAUUUAUGUUUGUGGAUUGUGGAACGUCUUUCACCUUGUAAAUGUUUCUUUUUCGGAUUUAAUUAUUUCAAUGUCCUAAGUCAAGCAUGUAAUUCCAUUUUGGCAUAGACUUAAUUAUAGGAGUGCAAAUGGACCCUUGUUGAUUGAAUUUCUGCAUCUGUAAGAUUGGGGGAAGGAAUUUGCUUGAGUAUAGAAACCUGCCAUGUCUCUAUUUGGCAAUAUUUUGGCUGAUGUGUCUGUGAAUGUUUGUGUUGAAUAAUCUUGUACUGUAGUACUCCCUCUCAUAAUUAUUGUCUGGUUUUGAUUUCAGUUCUAGUAUAAUUUAUACUAAAAAUGAAAAACCAAAAUGGAAAAUAGUUUCGGACGGAGGGAGUAUUAACUAUGAUAAAUUAUUCUCUAUAUCAACAACGAGGAGUAUUUGCAAAUUAUGUGGAUGCAAUACUGUGGCACAAUACAUUUUGAGUGAUGUUUUCUAGAGCAUCAACUGUUAGUGUACACGAUUGUGACAACUGCAUUCUUUGUUCUGCAUAUAUUCUCUUGAUAAGAAAUUGAAGUUCUUUUUUCAGGCAAAGACCCUUGCUUCCUCCUUUUGAAUCAGUUGAAAUGCGAAAUCUAGCCGAAAGCUUGAGCAGGGAUAUCAUCCGUGGUAGUCCUGAUGUUAAAUGGGAAACUAUCAAGGGCUUGGAAAAUGCUAAGCGCCUUUUAAAAGAAGCAGUCGUAAUGCCGAUUAAAUAUCCCAAGUACUUCACUGGUCUCCUGUCACCUUGGAAAGGGAUUCUUCUUUUUGGUCCUCCAGGAACUGGAAAGACAAUGCUUGCCAAAGCUGUUGCAACUGAGUGCAAAACGACAUUUUUCAACAUUUCUGCAUCCUCAAUUGUCAGCAAGUGGCGUGGUGAUUCGGAGAAGCUGGUGAAAGUAUUAUUUGAGCUUGCUAGACAUCAUGCACCUUCAACCAUAUUUCUUGAUGAGAUUGAUGCUAUAAUCAGUCAACGAGGAGAGGGGCGAAGUGAACAUGAGGCUAGCAGACGGUUGAAAACUGAGCUCCUUAUACAGAUGGAUGGUUUGACACGGUCGGAAGAGCUAGUUUUUGUUUUGGCAGCAACAAACCUUCCAUGGGAACUGGAUGCUGCAAUGCUCAGGCGCCUUGAAAAACGGAUCCUUGUUCCACUCCCAGAACCAGAAGCACGGAGAGCCAUGUUUGAGGAACUCUUACCAUCUGCCUCUGAUGAUCAGAAUCUUCCUUAUGACUUGCUCGUAGAGACCACAGAGGGUUAUUCUGGAUCAGAUAUUCGCUUGUUGUGCAAAGAGGCAGCCAUGCAGCCCCUACGACGUGUAAUGUCUCUUCUUGAAAACAAACUAGAAAUCGUGCCAGAUGACGAGUUGCCGAAAGUUGGACCAAUCACGCCUAGGGACAUAGAGGCAGCUUUGAAGAACACACGGCCCUCUGCUCAUCUCCAUGCUCAUCGGUAUGACAAGUUCAAUGAAGACUACGGUAGCCAGAUACUCCAGUGAGGAGAAAAUGUUCUAAUCUUCUUCUUGCUCCACUGUUAUGUGUUUUGAUGUUAAAGGAUUGGUUUUUUUUCUAGAAGUACUAGCCAUUAGGAUCCUCUCUCUUUCAUCUGUAAUUUAUUGUUACACAUUUACUUUUCAAUGUAAGUUUUUUGAACGAGACAUCUCUAGCAGAAGAUUCUUUGUUGCACUCUGGAUUCUCCAUCAUUAUCCAUCAUAUCUGGUGGUGUUCAGUGUCUAUGAAGACAAAAGAAUGAUAAAAUUAAAAAAAAAUGUUGAAUUGAAUGAGGAUAAUGAAUCCUUUGCGAAUCCC
Molecule: messenger RNA, 2619 nt
Organism: Oldenlandia corymbosa var. corymbosa
Lineage: Eukaryota; Viridiplantae; Streptophyta; Magnoliopsida; Gentianales; Rubiaceae
Source: the annotation of a GenBank genome assembly